AGACACAAGCGAGAGGAUCAUGGCGGAUGGCCCCAGGUGUAAGCGCAGAAAGCAGGCGAACCCGCGGCGCAAUAACGUUUCAGUUUAAAUUCUCAACUGGCAAUUGGCCGAAAACUCCCAUCUGAAGACGUGAGCAUCCAAAUGUCCUUUUGUGAUUUGGCUACUGUCUGCUUGACAUAGGAAGGCCCUGUCAAGAGAAACUAAUGGAGUGACUAUCAAAAGAAAAUCAAUGGAAAAUCUUAAACUUCCACCAAAGAAGAUUAAAAAGAGGUCCCUCCUGCACCAAGAAAGAUCUGCAGAUCUUUUUCAGUGUUCUUGGAGGUGUGGGGUGUGAGAACUUGAUCAGUGUGUGUGAGCCACCUUGUUCUCUAAAGUUACAAAUUAUAAUACUGUGGUAGAAACAAAUUCAGAUUCAGAUGAUGAAGACAAACUCCAUAUUGUGGAAGAAGACAGUAUUACAGAUGCAGCAGAUUGUGAAGGUGGUGUGCCAGAAGAUGACCUGCCAACAGACCAGACAGUGUUACCGGGGAGCAGUGAAAGAGAAGGGAAUGCUAAAAGCUGCUGGGAGGGUGAUGCAGGAAAGGAAGGACAAGAAAUCCUGGGGCCUGAAGCUCAGGCAGGUGAAGCGGGAUGUACAGUAAAAGAUGAUGAAUGUGACUCAGAUGCAGAAAAUGAACAAAACCAUGAUCCUAAUGUUGAAGAGUUCCUACAACAACAAGACACUGCUGUCAUUUACCCUGAGGCACCCGAAGAGGACCAGAGGCAGGGCACACCAGAAGCCAGUGGUCAUGAUGAAAAUGGAACACCAGAUGCAUUUUCCCAGUUACUCACCUGCCCAUAUUGCGAUAGAGGCUAUAAACGCUUUACCUCUCUGAAAGAACACAUUAAAUAUCGCCAUGAAAAGAAUGAAGAUAACUUUAGUUGCUCCCUGUGCAGUUACACCUUUGCAUACAGAACCCAACUUGAACGUCACAUGACAUCACAUAAAUCAGGAAGAGAUCAAAGACAUGUGACGCAGUCUGGGGGUAAUCGCAAAUUCAAGUGCACUGAAUGUGGAAAAGCUUUCAAAUACAAACACCAUCUAAAAGAGCACUUAAGAAUCCACAGUGGAGAGAAGCCAUAUGAAUGCCCAAACUGCAAGAAACGUUUUUCCCAUUCUGGUUCCUAUAGCUCACAUAUAAGCAGUAAGAAGUGUAUCAGCUUGAUGCCUGUGAACGGGCGGCCAAGAACGGGACUCAAGACGUCUCAGUGUUCCUCACCAUCUCUCUCGGCAUCACCAGGCAGUCCCACACGACCACAGAUACGGCAAAAGAUAGAGAAUAAGCCCCUUCAAGAACAACUGUCUGUAAACCAAAUUAAAACUGAACCUGUGGAUUAUGAAUUCAAGCCCAUAGUGGUUGCUUCAGGAAUCAACUGUUCAACCCCUUUACAAAAUGGGGUUUUUAGUGGUGGUGGCCCAUUACAGGCAACCAGUUCUCCUCAGGGUGUGGUGCAAGCUGUUGUUCUGCCAACAGUUGGUUUGGUGUCUCCCAUAAGUAUCAAUUUAAGUGAUAUUCAGAAUGUACUUAAAGUGGCAGUAGAUGGUAAUGUAAUAAGGCAAGUUUUGGAGAAUAAUCAAGCCAAUCUUGCAUCCAAAGAACAAGAAACAAUCAGUGCUUCAUCCAUACAGCAAGGUGGCCAUUCUGUUAUUUCAGCCAUCAGUCUUCCUUUAGUUGAUCAAGAUGGAACAACCAAAAUUAUCAUUAACUACAGCCUUGAGCAGCCUAGCCAACUUCAGGUUGUUCCUCAAAAUUUAAAAAAAGAAAAUCCAGUCCCCACAAACAGUUGCAAAAGUGAAAAGUUACCAGAAGAUCUUACUGUUAAAUCUGAAAAGGACAAAAGCUUUGAAGGAGUGAAUGAUAGCACUUGCCUUCUGUGUGACGAUUGUCCAGGAGAUGUUAAUGCACUUCCAGAAUUAAAGCACUAUGACCUGAAGCAGCCUGCUCAGCCUCCUCCACUCCCUGCACCAGAAGCUGAGAAGCCCGAGGCCUCUGUUUCCUCGGGUUCUGGAGAUGGCAGUUUGUCUCCCAGUCAGCCACCUUUAAAGAACCUCUUGUCCCUUCUGAAAGCAUAUUACGCUUUGAAUGCACAACCGAGUGCAGAAGAGCUCUCAAAGAUUGCUGAUUCAGUAAACCUACCGCUGGACGUAGUCAACAAGUGGUUUGCAAAGAUGCAAGCUGGACAGAUUUCAGUGCAGUCCUCUGAACCCUCUUCUCCUGAACCAGGCGGAGGAAAUAGCCCUGCAGAGAAGGACGAUCAGCCUCAAUCUACAAGUGCAGAUGGAUCCCAGGGCAGCACAGUAAAUCUACAAAGUCCUCUGAAGAUAACUAGCUCUCCCGUUUUACCAGUGGGAUCCACCAUCAGUGGUUCCAGAAGUAGUACGUCAUCCCCAUCACCUCUAAACCUUUCCUCAUCCAGAAAUGCACAGGGUUACCUGUACACAGCAGAAGGUGCACAGGAAGAGCCACAAGUAGAACCUCUUGAUCUUUCACUACCAAAGCAACAGGGAGAAUUAUUGGAAAGGUCAACUAUCACUAGUGUUUACCAGAACAGUGUUUAUUCUGUCCAGGAAGAACCCUUGAACUUGUCUUGUGCAAAAAAGGAGCCACAAAAGGACAGUUGUGUUACAGACUCAGAACCAGUUGUAAAUGUAAUCCCACCAAGUGCCAACCCCAUAAAUAUUGCUAUACCUACAGUCACUGCCCAGUUACCCACAAUCGUGGCCAUUGCUGACCAGAACAGUGUUCCAUGCUUGCGAGCACUAGCUGCCAAUAAGCAGACUAUUCUGAUUCCCCAAGUGGCUUACACAUACUCGACUACCGUCAGCCCUGCAGUCCAGGAACCACCCUUGAAAGUGAUCCAGCCAAAUGGAAAUCAGGAUGAAAGGCAAGACACUAGCUCAGAAGGAGUAUCAAACGUAGAGGAUCAGAAUGACUCUGAUUCUACACCGCCCAAAAAGAAAAUGCGAAAGACGGAAAACGGAAUGUAUGCGUGUGAUUUGUGUGAUAAGAUAUUCCAAAAGAGUAGCUCCUUAUUGAGACAUAAAUAUGAACACACAGGUAAAAGACCUCACGAGUGUGGAAUCUGUAAAAAGGCAUUUAAACACAAACAUCAUUUGAUUGAACACAUGCGAUUACAUUCUGGAGAAAAGCCCUAUCAAUGUGACAAAUGUGGAAAGCGUUUCUCACACUCGGGGUCUUAUUCUCAACACAUGAAUCAUCGCUACUCCUAUUGCAAGAGAGAAGCAGAAGAACGAGACGGCCCGGAGCAGGAGGAGGCAGGAGCGGAAGUCCUGACGAGUGAGCACGGAGGCGCUAGGGCCUCUCCCUCGCAGGGCGACUCUGAUGAGAGAGAGAGUUUGACGAGGGAAGAGGAUGAAGACAGUGAAAAAGAGGAGGAGGAGGAGGAGGAUAAAGAGAUGGGAGAACUGCGAGAAGAAAAAGAAUGUGAAAAACCACAAGGGGAUGAGGAAGAGGAGGAGGAGGAGGAAGAGGCGGAGGAAGAAGAGCUGGAAGAGGCCGAGAAUGAGGGAGAAGGAGCAAAAACUGAGGGUCCGAUGAGGGAGGAUGGAGCUGUAAACCAAGCCAGCGGCUUAGAACACAAAGGAAGCGAGAAUAGGGAGCAGGUGUCUGAAGAAAAAACAAAUGAAGCCUAAUCGUUUUUCUAGAAGGAAAAGAAAUUCUAAUUGGUAAUGAAGUUUGUUCUAUAUUAUACAUGCUUUUCAUGGAAACACAGUAACCUGUAUACUGUGAUUUCUGUUCACUACUGUGUAAAGUAAAAAUUUAAAAAAAUAUAAAAUACAAAAAAAAAAAAAACAAAACCACACAAAAAAAAAUCCAGGUGUGCCUGAACCUCAGACCCAGUAAUUUUUCAUGCAUUUUUCAAAGUUAGGAAAAGUUUGUAACAUGAAGCAGAUUAGAAAACUUUAAUGACUCAGAAAGCAAAGAUUUAACAGGUUAAAGGAAAAUGAUAAAUUAGAUAAGCAUCUGGCAUUGUUUCAUUUUAUCAGUAUUAAUUAUCACUUUUAUGUUGGUUUAUUCUUAAGCUGUACAAUUGGGAGAAAUUUUAUAUUUUUUAUUGGUAAACAUAUGCUAAAUCCGCUUCAGUAUUUUAUUAUGUUUUUUAAAAUGUGAGAACUUCUGCACUACAAAAUUCCCUUCACAGACAAGUAUAAUGCAGUUCCAAACCACGCUACCUUUUAUAAAUUCAGUCUAGAAGGUAGUAAUUUCUAAUCUUUAGAUGUCAUAGUAGAGCAUAUUAUCAUUUAAAGUGUAUUGUUAGCCUUAAGAAAGCAGCUGAUAGAAGAACUGAAGUUUCUUACUCAUGUGGUUUAAAAUGAAGUUCACGAGAUUGUCGAGCUCUCAUUGCAGGGACUCACAGUGCUCAUGCUGGCGAGGACAGCGGAGUCGUCAGAAUCAGUGUUUGUAAUUGUGUUUGAGUACGUGGUAACAAAUAUGAAGGAUAUGACACGAAGCUUUGUAUCCCUUGGGCCUUAAGCAAGACCUGUGUGCUGUAAGUGCCAUUUAUCAGUAUUUUCAAGGCUCUAGCCCGCCUUCGUUCAGUGUAUGGCCUACAAUAACUAGCAUUUGUUGAUUUGUUUGUUGUAUUAAAAUUCCAAAAUAAAACUUCAAACCACUGACUCUGUCAGAGAAACCGAAACACUGGGACGUUUCAUCCUGUAUUUCCUCAGUAUUCAUUUUGUGUUCAUUGACUUUCAGAAUUUCUCUACAGAAAUGAAAGGGAAAUUUUCUAAUCUGCUUUAUCCAUGUACUUGCAUUUCACACAUGGACACGCCAUUGUUAUUUGGCUCAUAACUGUUUCCAAAUGUUAGUUAUUAUGGACCCAGUUUAUUAACAUUAGCUGAUUUUUACCUAUCAGUAUUAUUUUAUUUCUUUUAGUUUAUAGAUCUGUGCAACAUUUUUGUACUGUAUGUCUUCAAACCUGGCAGUAUUAAUACCCUUCUUACUGACAUAUGUACUUUUAGUUUUAGAAAACUUUUAUAUUUAUGUGUCUUAUUUUUAUAUUUCUUUAUUUAUUACACGGUGUAGUGUAUAAUACUGUAGUUUGUAUUAAUACAAUAAUAUAUUUUAGUAUGAAAAUUUGGAAAGUUGAUAAGAUUUAAAGUAGAGAUGCAAUUGGUUCUCUUGCAUUGAGAUUUGAUUUAACAGUGUUACGUUAACAUUUAUACUUGCCUUGGACUGUAGAACAGAAUUUAAAUGGGAAUGUAUUAGUUUUACAACUACAAUCAAGUCAUUUUACCUUUACCCAGUUUUUAAUAUAAAACUCUUAAAUUUUGAAAUUCACUGUGUGACUAAUAGCAUGAUGCUCUGCAGUUUUAUUAAGAGAUUAGCCUAACCAUAAAACCCUCAUUUCCUUAGUAAGCCAAAUUAGGAUAACCUUAUAUAAACAGUGUUGGGAACAACGUUUAACAUUUUGUGCCAAUUUGUUCCUGUAUUCAUGUAUGUAAGUUACAAAUCUGACUCUUCAUUUUUAAGUUCCUUGUUACACCAUGGUCAUUUUCUAGUUUUUUACCAGACGCCCCCAUCUCACAAUAAAAUGCAUCAACAAGCCUGACCUGCUGUCAUUCUUUUAAUCACUAUCAAGAUUUUCUUUGGAAAACUCUCUGUGAAAUGGGAUAUUACGCUGUAAUCCUGCACUUGAUUUAUCUUGGGCUGAGUUUGGGUAACGAACUAAAUGUUUUAGGCAUUCAUCACUAAAUUUUGGAUUUUCUUGUGGCUAAACAUUUCUAGGAAGGUCAGAGUUGACAACUACAGGCCUCCUCAGAGGUCGCUCCUUCUUCCUGAAACCCCUAACCCCCCACUCUUGACCCCAUGACUUCUCAUCCUCUGGGUCACUUAAGGGAAGCCUGGGUUUGAGAUGCCUUUCCUCUGCACUCCCACAGCUCCUGGGCCCUUCUCAUCCCAGCUCAUAUUCCUUUCCCACUGGGAACAGGGACCCUGUCUGCCAUAGCCGCUCUCACAUCCCCAGUGCCUAGCAGAGUGCAAGAAAAUUGUUUGAGUGAAAAUAUAACUUCCAUGUAAACAGUUAUGUUUUUACUACUCUUUUGCUUCUAAUCCCAGAAUAUAUGUGUUAAAUGAUUCCAGCAAUUUAAUAAUUUUCUUAUUCAGGUCCUAUUAAACACUAGACAUAAUAGACAAAUAGUAAAUUAUUCCUUCUUUUUCUACUACCUUA
Molecule: messenger RNA, 6231 nt
Organism: Ceratotherium simum simum (southern white rhinoceros)
Lineage: Eukaryota; Metazoa; Chordata; Mammalia; Perissodactyla; Rhinocerotidae
Source: RefSeq, a predicted model, not a curated record